AUGUCACGAGAUAAAACAACACUAGAUUUGAAAGACAAGUUGGCUAAUCUCAAUAGUCAAAUAAGUUUACUUAAGGACAAUUUGGUCACAUAUGACAAAGAUAUUUCGAAGAAAGAUGAUUUAAAAUGCCGAUUGCAUAAUUUACAACAGUGGAUAGAAGAUGUUGAUUAUAAAGUGAAACAAUCGAACAAUGAUGUGUUCAAUAUUAUCAACAAACAAAAACAAAAGAUAAAAGAAGCUGAAGUUCAAGAAUGCAUGUUGCGAUCAGAAAAUACUAGACUUCAAACCGCCAAUGACUGUAUAGCUGAGAAGCUAAACACACUAAACCGGAAAGAACAAGCACUAACCGCCGAAAUUGAGAAAUUGGAAUUAUGUAAAGUGAAUAUUCAAAAUGAAUUUUGCAGUACUAAAACUCGUGUGGAGGAAAUGAAGUGUCACAUCAACAGCCUGAAGAAAACGCUCAAGACGAAAAAAGAAGAAUCCGAAAAUCUCCAGAAAUCGUUGACAGCAAGUGAGGCCGAGUGCAAACGCCUGUGUGCGGCAUGCAGUGCUGCCAAAUGUGCACUGGAACGGUCGGCKGCCGAUGUUGCAGGCGUCAAGUGUCGGCUGAAGAAAACUGUAGAGUGUCUGAAGCGGGAGCAGGCUGAGCUAGCGGAAAAACUGGAGGACAAGGCACGAGAUCUAGGAGCCAUCAAAGCCGAGCUGGAUACGUCCAUCCGGACAGUAGCCGAGCUGAGGGAAAACGUGAAUAAGCAGGAGGCAGCGAUAGCUGAGUUGCGGGAGACGAUGGUCCUCGAGAAGUACGAAGCGGAGGCAGCCGCGAGUGCCAUAAAGGAAGAGAACUGUGCGGAGUCCGAAAAGCUGAGCCGGGCCAAAGACGAGAUGGCUGAAGUACGCCGCAACAACGGUUUGGUGGUCACUAAAAUCGAAUCGCUCAAGUGUCAGUUGCGGGCCAAAGAGUGCCAAKURGAGGAACUUCACCAGAUAGCAGAAUCGCUCAAUCGGGCCAAGGAUGAAAAGUGCGAACGAUUGGAGCGGGAACGAAGCACGCUAAUCGACGACCUGCGGUGCAAAAAGAAGAAGAUCGCGGACCUGGAGCGACAGCUAUGCCGCAUGCGUGAAGAGGCCCGUCAGCGUGGUGGUGUGAUCAGUGGUUGUGAUGGUGGUGUGAGCAGUGGUUGUGAUGGUGGUAGACCGAGCACCGCCAACUGCUGUCCUUCUGAAGACGCAGUAAACCGGCAGGACAUACAGAGCAGCAACUCCAACGAAUCGUCCUUCAUCGACGUGCUAAAGAGACUUUACAGUGACCUGAAUUGUAUCAAACUCAAAUCCUGCAAAAUAGAGUCGACCAAUCCUGUGUACACUUGA
Diuraphis noxia (Russian wheat aphid) is the source of this 1368-nucleotide messenger RNA. RefSeq lists its product as uncharacterized. The record is from RefSeq and is a predicted model, not a curated record. NCBI's taxonomy places the organism in Eukaryota, Metazoa, Arthropoda, Insecta, Hemiptera, Aphididae.